AUGAAGAUCAACUCGAAAAACUCAGCAGGAACAAUCACAUAUUUUUUGGGAGCAUACAGCAUUUGCAACGUUUUCAAUCGGACCUCAGUGUCAACAACCGUUCCACUAGAAAAUCUUCCGAUAGUAAUCGUACAACCAGGAAGCAAGUUGUCGCAUGCCAUAAAUUUGGGAUGCUCCGCGUUUAUAAUAGAAGAAAAUGUCGCUUUCUGGUUUUUUGAUGAGUUUAUCUUGGCACAUGAUAGGGCGGAGUAUCGAACAUCUAUCAAGUACCUCGUGAUAGUGAUCCAUUCCACUGAGCAUUAUCAGACGGCUGUUCUCGAAGGCAUACAAAAGCACCCCAUCAUGGAAGAAGUUCCCAACAUGCUACUCGUGGUUCAGAAGAAUGCUGUGUUCGAACUCCUGACCCAUGGCUACGUUGGAAGUGGUCCGAAGGCUUUGCAAUAUCAAAUUCUGGAUGUAUAUGACGCAAGGAAUGACUCGUUCCUCUACGAAAGCGAUCUUUUUCCGGACAAGCUUGAUAAUCUCAUGGGGAAAACUUCGAAAGUAGCUUCAUUUGAAGUAAUUCCAUGGGUUAUGCCACAGCAAGCGGCUGACGGAAAUGUGCGGUAUCGUAAUCAGUCGUACACCCUGAAUGGCAUGGACGGAUAUUUGCUGAUUGAGUUUUGUAUGCGAUUCAACUGCACCUGGGAGCUGCAGGUCGAUCAAAAGAAUCUGUACGGAAAAGUGUUCGAUAAUGGCACUGGCAAUGGGAUGUUUGGGGCUUUGCUGCACCGCGAGGUGGACUUCGCUAUCGGAGCCGUCGGUCCAUACUUUAGUACUUUCAAAUUCUUCAGCAUCACUCAUCCAUUACAGUGGGUUGGCGUGACUUGCCUUGUGCCCAGACCUGGAUUGGUACCUUAUUGGAAAUUAAUUUUCGUUAUUUUCUCCAAAACGGUCUGGUUUGUUCUUGGAGUCACCUUCAUCACAACUUCGGUUUGCUUACACAUUUCCCAUAAGUCAACCACCAAUUCCCAGACAUACGAAUUCUCCAGCAUCAUCUUCAAGGUGUUCAGAAGUCUUGUAUUGGCUUCGUCCGACCUUCCCAGAAACAGUGCUGCCCUGGCUAUUAUGGUUGCAUCACAUCUAAUGUUCACCAUAAUAGUCGGAAAUACAUACAUCGGAAAGAUCCACAGCAUACUGGCCUUUCCUCCAUAUCAAGAUCCGAUAUCAACAGUGACGGAACUCGCCCGAAACGGGAUUCAAGUCAAUGCAGAGCAUGCAGCUUGGAUGUACUCCAUGGAUUUAUCUGAAAACCGACAAGACAAGAUCAUCCUGUCAAAUUUUCAUGUUGUACCAGCUGAGCGGUUGUCCACCCUUAUGAACAAAGGCCACGAAGCAACCAUGAUAGCAGUACUGGAAAACGGUCACUCCAUGGUCGGUCGUUGGAUCAACACCCACAACGUGGAGCAAUAUCGAAUCCUGAGUGAACCGUUGUAUUAUGAGUUUGAAGCUGGCUACGCCACAAAGACGUGGCCCUUACUGGACCGGUUCAGCUACUACACUUCGUGGAUCAGGGACGCUUGUUUGUUCCAGUACGUCGAGCUGAUCGAGGUCAACCGGUACAUGGACUUUUGGGUACAGCUGUCGAUCGAGCAUUCCAAGGAUAGACCGCACAGUCAGUUGAAGAAUAUGAAGGUGGAGGAGAUUUCCGGUGGCUUGAUGAUUCUUGGAAUAGGAUUGCUGAUUUCCGUAGUUGUCUUUCUAGUUGAAAUUGGGAUACAUACUAAAAAUUGACUGUUUUGUUUAAUAGACAAAUGUUGAGACGUUGAAAAUCCA
Aedes albopictus (Asian tiger mosquito) is the source of this 1815-nucleotide messenger RNA. RefSeq lists its product as uncharacterized. Gene Ontology annotation, cellular component: membrane. The coding region runs from base 1 to 1773 and encodes 590 amino acids. The record is from RefSeq and is a predicted model, not a curated record. Lineage: Eukaryota; Metazoa; Arthropoda; Insecta; Diptera; Culicidae. The transcript has 4 exons. Gene Ontology annotation, molecular function: ligand-gated monoatomic ion channel activity.